Molecule: messenger RNA, 1758 nt
Organism: Camellia sinensis
Lineage: Eukaryota; Viridiplantae; Streptophyta; Magnoliopsida; Ericales; Theaceae
Biological process (GO): protein transport
Source: RefSeq, a predicted model, not a curated record
GCGCACACACACUCAUCAUCAUCGUCAUCACAUAAAGGGCAAACGAGCAAAGGCUCGUUUGUUCUCUCUCUCUCUCUCUCUCUCUUAUACAUCUUCUUCAUCAGCCUUUGUCUAUCCAAUAUUUUACAAAACCAAGAAACCACAGGCAUCAUCAUCGUCAUCAUGGGAAAGAAGCUUGAUGCUCUAUUCGGAAGACACUUCAAAUCCUCCAAGUUCAAGGCCCUUGUCAACGUUGCUGUUUCUCGCCUCUCUGUCCUCAAAAACCAGCGCCGCUCUCGCUGCUCCCUUGCCCGUUCCGACGUUGUUGAGCUCCUCAACCUCGCCCACCAUGACCGUGCUCUUCUCCGGGUUGAGCAAGUUAUCAAGGAGCAAAACAUGUUGGAUGUUUUUGUUAUGAUUGAAGGCUAUUUUCAUUUGUUGGUGGAGAGGAUCAACCUUAUUGAACGAGAGAAAGUAUGUCCCGAAGAGCUGAAAGAGGCAGUGUCGAGCUUGCUCUUUGCAUCUACGAGAUGUGGGGAGUUUCCAGAGCUUCAGGAGAUGCGCGCAGUCCUCACAUCCCAAUUUGGGAAGGAGUUUGCAGGUUGUGCCAUUGAGUUGCGCAACAACUGUGGAGUGAAUCUAAAGAUGGUACAAAAGCUGUCAACUAGACAGCCAAGCUUGGAGAACAGAAUGAAGGUGCUCAAGGAAAUUGCUUCUGAGAACAACAUCAUUUUGCAGAUUGAGGAAACUUCUUCGGAGGCCACAGAGGAGAAAUUGGAAAUUGAAGAGAAGCAGAACCAACAUAAUAUUCCUGAUGAGAUAGAAAACAUGGAGGGUUUGUCCGAUUCAAUGAAAACAACAAGAAAAUACAAGGAUGUAGCUGAUGCAGCGGAAGCAGCUUUUAAAUCAGCAGCUUAUGCUGCAGCAGCAGCAAGGGCAGCAGUGGAACUCUCUAGACCUGAAUCCCAUGACCCUGAUGAUCAGAACAGUCCUCAUCCUGAACAGAGAAAGAUAAGUGAUAAGCAUGAUGCGAUAAAAUGUACACUUCAAACUACUGACGAAAACAACCUGAGAAGAACUGAGGAUCAGAAUGUUGGACUUGGAUUUGAGAAGGUGCAUCCUAUCCAAAACCACCAUUCUGAAUCUGAAGAUGAAAUUCACUGUGAAAAAAAGGCUGAAGAAUCUGAAGAGAGUAAAAAUGUAGCAGAUUUUAAGGGAUCAAGGCCAACAGAGGACACAAUUUCUGAUGAGAGUGGUGACGAGACAAGGAAUGAACAAGGCGGAGUACAGUUGUCAAGGACCCAAGACUCGGCUUUUCAUAUGAAGCCUAGUUUGCUUAUGAAUGAAAGUUUUGAUUCUGGAAAGUCUUGCACAGUUGAAGAUGAAGAAGACCUAUCCAAGGAUAGUGCAGUGAUCUCUCGAUCUCAAAAGAAGUUCCCUUUAAGAUCUCAAGCUGGGCUAAAAGCAGAGUCAGGUCCUGGAUAUCCGAAAGCAGAGAAGAGGCCAAUCUCUGUGAGGACCAGACGAGCUCAAGGGCGCUGAGAAGCAUACUAUUAUGUAAUAAAGUAGUCAGGAUUUCAGUAAUAGCACAGGGUUUUUCCACACAUUUACUUCGUUUUUUGUUGUUCAUAUUUUGACUUUUGUUCGCGAGAAUGUAAACUAGUGUAAUGGUUUUGAAUUGUGAGAGCUUCUUUUCUUUUUUUUGUUUUUCCAAUAAAUUUUUUUGUAUUUGUUCAAGGGUUCAAAGUAUUUAUAGCCUUUUCAUAUUUGAAAGGAUAA